Molecule: messenger RNA, 10223 nt
Organism: Phalacrocorax carbo (great cormorant)
Lineage: Eukaryota; Metazoa; Chordata; Aves; Suliformes; Phalacrocoracidae
Source: RefSeq, a predicted model, not a curated record
CCCCUCGCCCAGGGCCAGCUUCCCGGGCCGGGCUCCCGGUUGCCUUUAAGGGCAUUUUUGGGGGAGGCGAGGGGAGCGGAGCGGGGCUGGACUUGGAGCGCGCUGUGCAGCUGGGGAGAGAGGGAAGAGGAGAAGAAAGAGGGAGAAGGAGCGAGAGGAGGGAGGGGAGCGGUAAAAAAGCCGCCCGGGACCCCCUUCCUCCCCAGGGCCGGGGCCAGCGCCCCCGGGCUCCCCAGCCCCUGGCCGCCCCGGGGGUGCGGAGGGGAGCCGGGUCCGGCGGGACCCCCCUGCGCCCCUCCAUCGCCGGGGUCCCGCUUGCGGGGAGUGAAACCCGUCGGUCUCUCCCCCUCCUUCCCUCCCCUCCCUCCUCCCUCCCUCCUUCCUUCCUUCCUUCUCCAGGCUUGGCCCGGGGAGGGAGGGGGGCUCUGCCUGCAGUCUGCCUUCACGCCUGCCCGCCCGGGCGACGCCGGGCUCCCGCCUGCCCCCCCCGGCCACUCCGGCCGCCCUCCGGCCGCCCCCCGCGCCCCCCGGGCCAGGUGAGGCUGCGCUGCCGUCCCCUUCGGAUGUAGGCAGGAGAGACCCCGGAUGGAUUUCGGGAGCGUCAUGAACCAGGCUGUGACCCCCUGCUCCCCUGCUGUCAACUAUGAGCUGCCAUCCCCAGGGGAGAGCAUCAUGAAGCAGGUAGAUGCCUUGGAUGCCACAAAAUCCCCCAGGAGCGGGCAGUCACGCCACAAAACAUCCAGGAGCAUGAGCCUGACCGCGGCCAUGGAGAGCAGCUGUGAGCUGGACCUGGUGUACAUCACGGAGCGGAUCAUCGCCGUCUCCUACCCCAGCACGGCUGAGGAGCAGAGCUUUUGCAGCAACCUCCGUGAGGUGGCCCACAUGCUGAAGUCCAAGCAUGGGGACAACUAUGUGCUUUUCAACCUCUCUGAGCGGAGACAUGACAUCAGCAGACUUCACCCCAAGGUGCUGGAUUUUGGGUGGCCUGACCUGCACACACCAGCGCUGGAGAAGAUCUGCAGCAUUUGCAAAGCCAUGGACACGUGGCUCAACGCAGCGGCGCACAAUGUGGUGGUGCUGCACAACAAGGGGAACCGUGGCCGGCUGGGAGUGGUGGUGGCUGCCUACAUGCAUUACAGCAACAUCUCGGCCAGUGCUGACCAGGCUCUGGACAGGUUUGCCAUGAAGCGCUUCUAUGAGGACAAGGUAGUGCCAGUAGGACAGCCAUCCCAGAAGAGGUACAUCCAUUACUUCAGCGGGCUCCUGUCCGGCAGCAUCAAGAUGAACAACAAGCCCCUCUUCCUCCACCACGUUAUCAUGCACGGCAUCCCCAACUUCGAGUCGAAAGGCGGUUGUCGGCCCUUCCUGAAAAUCUACCAGGCCAUGCAGCCCGUCUACACCUCAGGGAUCUACAACGUGCAAGGAGACAGCCAGACAGGCAUCUGCAUCACCAUUGAGCCUGGAUUGCUCCUCAAGGGCGAUAUCUUGCUGAAGUGUUACCACAAGAAGUUUCGCAGCCCAACCCGCGAUGUGAUUUUCCGCGUGCAGUUCCACACGUGUGCUGUGCAUGACCUUGACGUCGUCUUUGGCAAGCAGGACCUGGAUGAGGCCUUCAGAGAUGACCGCUUCCCCGAGUAUGGGAAGGUGGAGUUUGUGUUCUCCUAUGGCCCUGAGAAGAUCCAAGGCAUGGAGCACCUGGAGAACGGGCCCAGCGUUUCUGUGGACUACAACACGUCCGACCCACUCAUCCGGUGGGACUCCUACGAGAACUUCAACAUCCAGCGCGAGGACAGCACAGAGGGCACCUGGGCUGACCCGCCCCUGCCUGGCAAGCACCUGGAGAAAGAGGUUGGGCACACGCAAGGGCCCCUGGAUGGGAGCCUCUACGCUAAAGUGAAGAAGAAAGAUUCCCUCCACGGCAGCACUGGUGCCGUCAACGCUGCCCGUCUCCCAGUCUCGGCAGUGCCCAACCAUGUUGAGCACACGCUCUCGGUGAGCAGCGACUCGGGCAACUCCACCGCCUCCACCAAGACCGACCGGACCGAUGAGCCGGGGGUGCCUGGGGUGCCCAGUGGCCAGGCGGUGCUGAGCCCCGAGGAGAAGCAGGAGCUGGAUCGUCUCCUUGUUGGCUUCGGCUUGGAGAGUGCGCCACCCAUGCACAACCACGCACCCAGCCCUGUGCCGGCACGCCUGCCUGCCGUGCCGGGCCGCCAUGUGGUGCCAGCUCAGGUGCACGUCAAUGGGAAUGCCGCAGUGCUGGUGGCUGAGCGGGAGACAGAUAUCUUGGAUGACGAGCUGCCCAACCAGGAUGGGCACAGCGUGGGCAGCCUGGGCACGCUCUCCUCUUUGGACGGCACCACCACUGCCAGCGAGGCCGGCUACCAGGAGGCACCCCGGGUGGGCAGCCUCUCCUCCCUGCCCAAUGGCCCCUCAAGCUGCAAUGGGGCUGAGAAGCUGCUGAAGGAGGGGCUGUAUGACAGCGAGCUGAUCUCCAACGGUGGCUACCCUUACAACAACCAGAAUGCCCUGGUGGGCCACCACCUCCGCGAGCCGCUGCCUCCCUUGCGACCCUCAGCAUCCACUCAGGACCACCUGGCUGGCUACCCGCAGCGCCCACCGGGCUCCCAUGCCCCAGGCUGGCUCCAGCCCCAGCCGCUGCCCAGCUCCCAGCCCUACGUGUAUGGCUAUGACCCCCCCAGCGCCUACCGCUCCCGAUCUUUCCCGGCGGUGGACAUGGCCAAGUACGAUGCGACGCCGGCACUGCCCCAGGCCCCGGCUCGCAGCACCAGCAGCCGGGAGGCCGUGCAGAGGGGCUUGAAUUCCUGGCAGCAGCAAGGAGGGAGCCGGCCGCCUUCCCGGCUGCAGGAGGGUGGCAUGGAUAGCCACAGCCCCAGCAUCUCCAGCUGCAGCCCCCAGCCCAGUCCACUACAGCCAGUGCCCCCGCACAGCCACAGCAUGCCUGAAUUCCCCCGGGCGCCCUCCCGCCGGGAGAUUGAGCAGUCCAUCGAAGCGCUCGAUGUCCUCAUGCUGGACCUCACGCCCGCCGUCCACAAAUCACAGAGCGUACCUGCUGCUUCCUGCCAGGACAAGCCAGCAGGACCCCUGCUCUCCUCCCUCUCAGCCCAGCCCAUCACUGGUCUCUAUGCCCGGCCGGCUCCACAAGUAGUCCAGCCGAGGUCCUUUGGCACAUCCGUGAGCCCUGUAGUCUCUGAGCCUGGAGGCAAAGCCUAUUCUCCUGGGGAGCCAGACUAUGGGGUGCAUGAGUACCGGGAAACCUAUUCACCCUACAGCUACCAGCCAGCAACUGUGCCGGAGCCGAGGAGCUACAGCCAUGCCCCGGCUGGAGCACCAAUGGGCAACAUCCCACUCAGCACCUCCUACAGCCCCGUGGGGUCUCAGCACCUCCUUGUGUCCUCCCCGCCUUCCCCCACCAUCCUGCCACAAACUCAGAUGCCCCCCAAGGGACCGGAGAGCUAUGAAGACCUGUCGAGGUCAGCAGAAGAGCCCUUGAAUCUGGAGGGCCUGGUGGCCCACAGGGUGGCAGGGGUGCAGUCCCGGGAGAAGCCCCCGGAGGACAGUGCUGUCCCUGCACACAAGCGGACCCCCAGCAGCAGCCACUAUGAGAAGAGCUCGCCGGAGCCCAGCUCACCCCGCAGCCCCACUAUCCUCUCGCCUGAGGUGGUCAGCACCAUCGCGGCCAACCCUGGAGGGAGGCCCAAAGAGCCUCACCUCCACAGCUACAAGGAAGCCUUCGAAGAGAUGGAGAGUACCUCCCCCACCAGCCCACCCUCCGGCGGCGGUGAGAUUUCUCCCUCCACCCCAGCCUUCCCUGUCUCGCCACAAACCCCUUACUCCAACCCCUUGCGUUCUCCCCCUGGCCUGGCCAAGACCCCACUCUCAGCACUGGGACUGAAACCCCACAAUCCAGCCGAGAUCCUGCUGCAUCCAGUGGGAGAGCCCAGGAGCUACGUUGAGUCAGUGGCCCGUACAGCCACGACGGGCAGAGGAGGGAGCCUCCCCACCACCCAGCCUGGGAGCCCAGAGGUGCCUGCCAGGAACGGUGCCUUCACCAGCUCCUUCACUGCCCCCAGCCCUGUCUCCACCAGCAGCCCCAUUCACAGCGUGGACGGGGCCUCCCUCCGCAGCUACCCAUCGGAGGGCAGCCCCCAUGGCAUGGUUACACCUCCCCACAUCUCGGCUGAGCCUGUUUACCGGUCGCCUGUUGGCUCGCAGAUGCCCUCUGCUCACAGCAGCUACCAAAACUCUUCUCCAUCUUCCUUUGCAAUGGUCCAAAGUGGGGUCCCAGGCUUGGCAUACUCCAGCCCUGACUACCCUGAUGGCCGAGCCGGCCUCCAGCCGGACACCCAAGCUCAGCAGCAGCCACAGGUCAAUGUGGUGGGGGUCCAUGUCCUGCCAGGAAGCCCCCGCACCCUUCACCGGACAGUGGCUACCAACACGCCGCCCAGCCCCAGCUUUGGCCGAAGAGCUGUCAACUCCAGUAUGAGCGGUGCUCCUGGCAGCCCCGGGCUUAGCAGACACACCGUUGUGGCCCAUGGCAACCUGGUGGCCCUGCCGGGGAGCCCCAGCCUGGCCAGGCAUCAGGCUGCAGUGGCUGCCCCUCCUGGCAGCCCCCUGUACGGCUACCCCAGCCCGGAGGAGAGGCGCCCAACGCUGUCUCGGCAGAGCAGCUCCUCUGGCUACCAGCCUCCCUCCACACCGUCCUUCCCCGUCUCACCGGCGUACUAUCCAGGCACAAGCACGCCACACUCCUCCUCCCCGGACUCGGCCGCCUACCGCCAGGGCAGCCCCACACCUCAGCCUGCGCUGCCCGAAAAGCGGAGGAUGUCAGCUGGGGACCGCUCCAAUAGCCUGCCCAACUAUGCCACCAUCAACGGCAAAGCGUCCUCGCCCCUCUCCAGUGGCAUGUCCAGCCCCAGUGGUGGGAGCACCGUCGCCUUCUCCCACACCCUGCCAGACUUCUCCAAGUUCUCCAUGCCAGACAUCAGCCCCGAGACUCGUGCCAACGUCAAGUUUGUGCAGGACACUUCCAAGUACUGGUACAAACCAGACAUCUCCAGAGAGCAGGCCAUUGCACUGCUGAAGGACAGGGAGCCAGGAGCUUUCAUCAUCCGAGACAGCCACUCCUUCCGGGGAGCCUAUGGCCUCGCCAUGAAAGUAGCUUCUCCACCUCCCACGGUUGUGCAGCAGAACAAGAAAGGAGAUAUCACCAAUGAGCUGGUGAGGCACUUCCUCAUCGAGACCAGCCCACGGGGUGUGAAACUAAAAGGAUGCCCCAACGAGCCCAAUUUUGGCUGCCUCUCGGCUCUGGUGUACCAGCACUCCAUCAUGCCCUUGGCCCUGCCCUGCAAGCUGGUCAUUCCUGACCGAGAUCCCAUGGAGGAAAAGAAAGACACUGUGUCAGCCACCAACUCGGCCACAGACCUUCUCAAACAGGGUGCGGCCUGCAAUGUCCUCUUCAUCAAUUCGGUGGAGAUGGAGUCACUGACGGGCCCCCAGGCCAUUGCGAAAGCUGUUGCUGAGACACUGGUGGCUGACCCCACGCCCACCGCUACCGUCGUCCACUUCAAAGUCUCUGCACAAGGCAUCACUUUAACCGACAACCAGAGGAAAUUGUUCUUCCGACGACACUACCCCCUCAACACUGUCACCUUCUGUGACCUGGACCCCCAGGAACGAAAGUGGUCUAAAACUGAUGGCAGUGGCCCAGCCAAGCUCUUUGGCUUUGUGGCCAGGAAGCAAGGGAGCACCACAGACAACAUCUGCCACCUCUUUGCCGAGCUGGACCCGGACCAGCCGGCUGCAGCCAUCGUCAACUUUGUCUCCAGGGUCAUGCUUGGCUCUGGCCAGAAAAGAUGAGCCGGUGCUUGCGGGUGAUUCUUGAAUUUUGGAGAAGGACUUGGAGCUGAUCCGAGAAGGAGCGUGAGGAAGUGCAUUGUGGGAGAGGGAAGUGAAUUGGGGGGGAAAAGGGUUGGAAUUUUGGAGGAAAACAGCAAACAAACAAACAAACAAACCCAGCAAAACCCCUAAAAACUCAACACAAGCCAAACACACACAUAGAGGAACCAAAUCACGCACCUAUAUAAGAGCCACAAAGUCAUGCAGGAUGCAUGUCCUGGCGCGGGGAAGGUGACCAAAGUGAAGGCGGCAGUGAGAGGUGUGUUCCCAGCUUUCAGCAUUACAGUCCCGAGUGGUGACACCCACUCAGGACCCAAUGUGGGACCAUGACUGGUGUUUUCUAUCUGGGAAAAAAAGAGACAACUGGCAAAACCCAUGGAAGAAGCUCCAUCCCAGCAGCUCCAUUGGUGAAUGUCUGCUGCAUGUUUGAAACAACCUGUAGGAGAUAAUAUGGGCUGGGUCUGUGGGACACUGGAGGAGAAGCCCUUGGAAACCUUCCCUUGCCUGGCUGCAGUGGAGGGUCCUCAUGGCUCCCGUGCUUCUCCCAAAACCUGGCAACCGCCUGGCAACUUGCUGGGGGCAGGGCGGGGGCUUGGGCCCGAGCCCUCCUGUCCCUGGGGAGAUUGGCUGUGGGCUGACCUCUGUUGCUGACCCCUCUUGCUGACCCAGAGCCCAGCACCGGUCACAGGUGAGCCACUGUGAGUCCACUUGGAGAGGUGGGUCAUGGCAUUUCCCCACCUCCCCAGGGGUGUUUGUGCCCCCCAGCCCAUGGGGAGGUGUGGAGGUCUCCUGCUGCCCCAUGCCUGGGGAAGGCAGUUGCUCCCUGGGAACCUCCUGGGAGGAUGCAGAAAGUCACAUCCUCUCCCACCUUCCCCUUUUCCCUCCCAUCACUAGUCCUCUUUGGCAAUUUUCUCCUGCAGCCUGUCACAUGUUCUCUUAACACAAAAAACAAAACAAAAAGGAAAGAAAAACAUUGUAGUAAUAAUAAUUAUAAUAAUAGCGGAUGCUGGCACAGAUGGGUUCCCUGUGCAAAGCAGUGAACCCGUGGCUACCCCGUCUCGCUCUUUGGAGACAUGCAAGCGGUUUUUAAAUUGCAUGGACGUUCAAGUUGCACGAAAGGCGAAUGACUACAAGUAACUCAGGCGCUUUUUUUCUCCUUUUAUUUUGGAGGCCAGGUUAAAAAACGGAAAAGGAAGAAAAUUAAAAAAAGAAAAAAAAGGAAAGGAUUUGCAGUUGCUGGGCAGCUUUGGCUCAGUGGGGAGGUAGCAGGUCCUCCGAGAGCCACACUGCUCGGCAAGCAUGUACCCCCAAAACUGGCUGGCUGGAGACUCGUGCCCCCUGAAUGCACCAUAGUUUUGCAGUGGCUUUGGUGGCAUUGGCUUUUCCCUUUGCUCUGGGAGGUGAGGAGGGCCAGCCAGGGGGUGAGAGGGGCGAAGGGCCCCUGUGCCGCUGUGUCGGGGGGUGAUUGUGGUUGAGGGGCAGCGGGCAGAAUUCCCAGCCCUGCAGUGCCGGGGGGGAGCAGAGGAUGUUUCGGUCACGUGCAGGUUUGGGGUGGGGGCAACGGUCAUUGCUGAGCCCUCUGCUGCAAAUGUCCACCUGAGAGCCUUUUGGGAGAAGUUUUCAGUGCAAAGUGGCCCAGGUGAUAGUUCGUUGGGGGGCAGAAAUUAGAAACAUAGCACUGCAGCUCUCCCUGAAAUCUUGCCUCCUUGGACCACCUUUGCCUUGAUAGCUAUAAUAUAUAUACGAGCUAUAUUGACAAAAUAUUGUAAGCUAAUGAAAUUUUAAUGAGGAAAAAAAGGUUGAAUUUACACUCUGAAAAUAUUUAUUUUUGCCAUAUCGCUUUCCGUGCAUCAUAUCUCCCCCGUUAUAUCUGCCCCACCCCCCACACCCCCCUUCCCCUGCCCUGGGGAAACACCUGCACGUUAAAAAAAAUCCAGAGCAAGGAAAAAUAUGGAUGGGGGAAGAGGCACGGGAGUCCCCCCAUGUAGGAGUGGCAUGCGUGUGACCGGUGUGCGUGUGUGUGUGUGUGUGUGUGUGCGCGCGCGUGUGCGUGGGGGAGCGAGCAGCACGGUGCCCGGCGGGGGCUGGCAUGGCUGGAGGCUGAACUGAUGUACUGAAGCGAGCGUGAAAGGAUGCGUAGCGAGGAGUUGGUUGUGAGACAGUGAUGGGACGGGGGGCUCUGGAGGGGCUUUUCCCCCUCCCCAGCUCCCUGGCCGCAUGGAUGUGGAGACCUUUUCAUUUCUGAUGUUUCCAAAAAAAAUGAUUCCCUCCUUCUGUGAAAUUCAAGCGAGAUGAGAGACGAUCUCACCUGUAAUCUCCUCACCCUGCCGUUCACCGAUUAGAGAAAACACUGUGUUUAUAGAUAUAUAAAGAUAUAUUUUUGAAAGCCUCUAUUUUUCAGACUCAGUUUUCUCACUGCUAAGAAAUGAGAUGAUAAUAAUGUAAUUUUAUUUUAAUCUGCUGCCUCGGAAAACGGUGCUUGAAACUCCCAUUCCUCUUUUUUUCUCCCCAUACAAACAAAGCAGAUCUAAGCACCCCAGAGAUGUCAUGUAGAAGCUGAUCCCAGCAGAUACCUGCUGAUCACGCCUGCUUUGGGCCCUGAGCUGCUCACAGCUUCCCCACUAACCUACUAGCUGAAGAUUUAGACCGUAUCCAAAUCUCAAACACUAACAAAUUUGUCCGAUGAUUAUGUUAUUUUUUUAACACAGAGCUAAUCACCUACCAAUGAUGUAGCCAGGUGUUUAUCAGCUCCCUUGAAAGGCACUUUUUUUUUUUCCUUUUAUCUCCUUUUUUAAAGUUACAUUUUUAGGUGUAACUACCCUUUCUGUCCCCAGGAGAGACUGUCAGUCAUGUUAAGGAUCACCCAGCUCCUGGGGCUGGAGGGGACCUAAUGUUGAUAUUUUUUCCUUGCCAAAGGGACAGAAAAGACUCUUUGGUUUUUUUCUUUGGUUUUUAAAUGCAGUCAUGGUAUUUGAGAUUCGAGCUUGUGCGAGUUAAGCCCAGCAUAUGUUUCAUUGUAAUCACACUGCCAUUGUCAGCAGCUGGAUGGUAUCUCUCUCUCACACGAACACACACACACAAACACAUCCCUCCUUCCUUGCACAAAGAACUGCAUAUAUUCUUGCCAAAGAUAUCCUUAGAAACGCACUUUUCCCCACAUAUAUAUAAAUAUAUAUAUAUUUUUUUUGCGUGUGUAAAUUUAUUGUAUGUGCCCUUUUUUGUGUCGGUUUGUUCUUUGGAGAAGCCCCUUCCCACCUGUCCUCCCUUUGCUGUCGAUGUUGCUGUCUGUUGGGAAAUGCUCUGCGGGGGGUCAUUUGCUGCCUGUCCUAAACUGUAGUGCCUGCAAUGUGCAAAAUGUGGGGUUCCCGAUCAACAGGGCUGCCUCUGGCUCUACCCCCCAGGGAGGUGUUCUGGGGGAAUGAUCCUUGUCAUCAUCUGCGGAUGGGAUGCAACCAUCUCACGGUCUUUGUCAGCUGCCCCAUCGCCAUUGGAGAUGGGGGCUCAUGGGUUUAAGCAGAUAAAUUGAGUAAAGUUUGGGGUUGCUCUGGAUGCAAUAUUUGCUGGCUGCCCCCGGUCUAACCACACAUAGAAAACAAACCAGGUAGGGAGAAAAACCCAACCCAACCUCUGGGCAUUGAUUUUCCAGUGAGUUCAACUCCCUGAACCAAAGCACAAAGUAAAUCCCCACCCAGCAGGUCGGGCGGGUAAAGAAACCAGUUGCCCCAAAAACCCCAGACAGCAGCAUCUACAAAAGGCAACCCUUCCCGUUGGAGCAGGCAGGAGGAUCAGACAGCAAAGGAGCCCGCAGGGGCUUGUUUCAUUUUGUUCGUUUGUUUUGCGAAUUGCGAGGUUGGUUUGGGGUUACCAAUUUUUUUUUUCUUUUCCUUAAAAAGGAGAAAAAAAAAAAAAGAAAAAGCAACCUGACGUUUCUGUUGGCGGAUCCUGUGCCGCUGUGUUAUACGUGGGUUUUUCUUUUGUUGGUUUGUCUUUGUUACUUUGGGAACGUUACAGAUUUAUUUGCUAAUCAGUGUUAAUGAACAGUUUCAAACUUUUAGACUUGCCCAUUUUUGUGUAUUUAUAUAGAUGGAAAAAAAAUACGUUAUAUUUUGUAUUUUUGUGCCCAUAAUGUUGUUGCACGUGUAAGGAUGACUUUGGUCGCACCAUGUCCAUGUGUGAAUGUGACUCCGCUGUUGUCUUCCCGUUGUACAGAUGUCGGAUUCUUUGCAGUUCAUUGUAUGGCUUUAUAAAAUGGUAAUAACAACAAAAAAAAAUCAGUUAUAUAAAAUAUACUGUUGCUUGGAAUGCCA